Molecule: messenger RNA, 426 nt
Organism: Rhizopus microsporus ATCC 52813
Lineage: Eukaryota; Fungi; Mucoromycota; Mucoromycetes; Mucorales; Rhizopodaceae
Exons: 2
Coding region: 61-351 (96 amino acids)
Source: RefSeq, a predicted model, not a curated record
UUAAAUCGAACGGCUUCUCUGUUGACUCUAUUUUACAAAAGAUCAACCAAUCGUGCAAUAAUGAACGAAGUAGAUCUUGAGCUCAAACUACAUAACUUUGAUAUCGACAAAGUACAAAACAGUGACAGGAGAAAGACUGUUUUCACAGCGGCAGAGGGUGUAAGCACAAAAGCUCAUAGUCUACUGCGAUGUACCACCCAUGAAUAUUAUCAUAUGACCGGAUCUACCAGAUACCAGACUGACCAGAGACGACGGAAAAAAGAAAACCAGAUUGAAUCAAUUGAAAGUGAGAUGCCAUCCUACAAGACAACUUCCUACCAAUCAUAUACUGUCUGGGGGCGCAAAGUAUAACAGAGGACGAAGAAAAAGGAAGAAAAAGAACAAGAAAAAGAAGAAAGCUGCCCCCAAGGCUACAACCAAUGUGUC